Molecule: messenger RNA, 3933 nt
Organism: Helicoverpa zea (corn earworm)
Lineage: Eukaryota; Metazoa; Arthropoda; Insecta; Lepidoptera; Noctuidae
Product: cytoplasmic aconitate hydratase-like
Exons: 21
Coding region: 180-2858 (892 amino acids)
Biological process (GO): citrate metabolic process; tricarboxylic acid cycle
Cellular component (GO): mitochondrion; cytosol
Molecular function (GO): 4 iron, 4 sulfur cluster binding; aconitate hydratase activity
Source: RefSeq, a predicted model, not a curated record
CGACCGACGUUUAUCUAUCAUUGUCAAAAAUUGGUUUCUCAGGAAAUCUAACGUGUAGUCAGCUUUGAUUAUAUUUUGUGACGUAGUUUUGAAUAAUUAUUUGGACACAUUUUCCCUUUCUCCAAUCACGAUUCGGGAGUGCGCCUGUGCCUUCGAUAAGUGCGUAAAAAACUACUGAAAUGGCCGCCACAAAUAACCCGUAUAGCCAGCUCCUGAAGACCAUUGAAAUUGAUGGAAAGCAGUUCAAGUAUUACGAUGUUACGGGACUCGGAGAGAAAUAUGACCGCCUGCCCUACUCCAUUCGCGUACUCCUGGAGUCAUGCGUGAGGAAUUGCGACAACUUCCAAGUGCUGGAGAAGGAUGUGAACAACGUCUUGGAGUGGGAGACUAAACAGGCGUCUGAGGAUGCUGUUGAAAUUGCUUUUAAGCCGGCCAGGGUUAUAUUGCAGGAUCUGACAGGAGUUCCAGCAGUAGUAGACUUCGCAGCCAUGCGUGAUGCUGUAAAGGAACUGGGAGGUGACCCUCAGAAGAUCAACCCUAUAUGCCCGGCUGAUUUGGUCAUUGAUCACUCUGUGCAAGUGGAUUUUGCUAGGAGCCCUGAUGCCCUCAACAAGAACCAAGAGCUGGAGUUCGAGAGGAACAAGGAGCGGUUCCAGUUCCUCAAGUGGGGGGCGCAGGCGUUCGACAACAUGCUCAUUGUGCCGCCCGGCUCUGGUAUUGUGCACCAGGUGAACUUGGAGUACCUAGCUCGCGUAGUAUUCAGCUCCGGGUUGCUACAUCCUGACUCGGUUGUCGGCACUGACAGUCAUACCACCAUGAUAAACGGGCUUGGUGUCGUCGGAUGGGGUGUCGGAGGAAUCGAAGCGGAAGCCGUAAUGCUGGGACAAGCAAUCAGCAUGCUGCUACCGAAAGUCGUCGGCUACAAGUUAGUGGGAGAGCUGAACCCGCUCGCGACUUCCACUGACACUGUGCUCACUAUUACUAAGCAUCUCCGCUCCCUAGGUGUGGUAGGCAAAUUCGUAGAAUUCUUCGGUCCCGGCGUCUCAGCGCUGAGCAUCGCCGACCGAGCGACAAUAGCCAACAUGUGUCCCGAGUUCGGUGCCACGGUCGCGCACUUCCCCGUCGACGAGCGCUCGCUGCAGUACCUGAGGCAGACUAACCGUUCAGAUGACAAGAUCGCCAUCAUAGAAGCGUACCUUCGUGCCACCAAGCAGUUCCGUGACUACACCAACCCUGAACAGGAUCCUGUGUUCUCUGAGGUGGUAGAACUAGACCUGUCGACUGUAGUGACAUCUGUGAGCGGUCCCAAGCGGCCGCAGGACCGAGUGUCUGUCUCCGUUAUGAAGAAGGACUUCCAAGAAUGUUUGACUAACAAGGUCGGCUUCAAAGGCUACGGCAUAUCACCAGCGAACCUCUCAGCAUCCGGCAGCUUCAGCUACAGCGACGGCAAAACAUACAGCAUCACGCACGGCUCAGUCAUCAUAGCCGCCAUCACCUCAUGCACCAAUACCUCGAACCCCAGCGUUAUGCUGGGAGCUGGUCUCCUAGCGAAGAAGGCAGUAGAGAACGGUCUAAGCGUGCUGCCUUACAUCAAGACUUCUCUCUCACCAGGGUCGGGAGUCGUUACCUACUAUCUUAGGGAAUCUGGAGUGGUCCCGUACCUAGAGAAGCUAGGUUUCGACAUCGUCGGCUACGGGUGUAUGACGUGUAUCGGCAACUCGGGACCUAUUGACGAUAAUAUCGCCAAUACUAUUGAGAAGAACGAGCUAGUCUGCUGCGGCGUCCUCUCAGGCAACCGCAACUUCGAGGGCAGGAUACACCCGAACACACGAGCCAACUACCUCGCGUCGCCGCUACUUGUCAUCGCAUACGCGCUCGCCGGCACUGUGGACAUUGACUUUGAAACACAGCCGAUAGGUCACAGACCAGAUGGUACCCCCGUCUAUCUUCGCGAGAUCUGGCCGACCAGGGCCGAGAUACAGGAGGUGGAGAACAAACACGUCAUCCCUGGCAUGUUUAAGGAGGUGUACGCUAAAAUCGAGCAAGGUUCACCCUCAUGGCAGGCACUGUCGGUGCCGCAGGGCAAACUGUACGGAUGGGACCCCAACUCCACUUAUAUCAAGAGACCGCCCUUCUUCGAUGGGAUGACCAGGGAACUAAAACCAAUUAAGAGCAUACAGAACGCCCGUUGCCUCCUACUCCUGGGUGACUCAGUAACCACGGACCACAUCUCACCAGCCGGCUCCAUUGCCAGAAACUGUCCUGCUGCCAGAUUCCUCGCUGAUAAAGGUCUAACCCCCCGAGAAUUCAACUCGUACGGUUCCCGGCGAGGCAACGAUGCGAUCAUGUCCCGAGGAACGUUCGCGAACAUUCGGCUCGUGAACAAGAUGUCUCCCACCGCCGGGCCCCGCACUACACACCAGCCCAGCGGAGACGUCAUGGAUAUAUUCGACGCCGCGCACAGAUACGCUACAGAAGGUGUGCCCCUAAUCGCCGUGGUCGGUAAAGACUACGGUUCAGGAUCCAGCCGUGAUUGGGCUGCCAAAGGACCAUAUCUAUUAGGUAUCCGCGCAGUAAUAGCCGAAUCAUUCGAGCGCAUCCACAGGGCAAACUUAGUAGGCAUGGGUAUCAUCCCACUGCAGUUCUUGCCCGGGCAAAGCGCCGACUCGUUCGGACUAGACGGGUCCGAGCAGUACAAUAUCCACGUGCCUGAGAACAUCGCCCCGGGUGACUUAUUGACUGUGCAGGUGAGCAACGGACAGACAUUCCAAGUAAAGGUGCGCUUCGAUACCGAAGUGGAUUUAACGUACUUCAAAAACGGCGGUAUUCUCAACUACAUGAUCAGGAAGAUGCUGUAAAUUAUACAUACAAAUAUAUGUAUAGAUUAGAUAGAUGAUGAUAGCUUUGUUUGUUAAAAUAUUAAAUACAAAAUAGGUGAUUGCUUACCGCGGUCUGUUGAAUGAUGGGUGACCGUUUUCAAACAUUACGUCAAAUAACUUUGCCCUUCUAAAUUGACAGAUGAUUACACUGUUUGUUGAAAUAUUAAAAAAUAAACAAAGAAAUAAUAGGUGCUUACCGCGGUUUGUCAAAUGAUGGGUGACCGUUUUCAAAACGGUGCUUACCGCGGUCUCUCCGAUGAUGGGUGACCGUUUUCAAAAAGGUGCUUACCGCGGUCUUUCUUAAGAUGGGUGACCGUUUUCAAAAAAGGUGCUUACUGCGGUCUCUCCGAUGAUGGGUGACCGUUUUCAAAAACGUGCUUACCGCGGUCUCUCCGAUGAUGGGCAACCGUUUUCAAAAAAAGGUGCUUACCACGGUCUGUAUCCUCAGAAAUUCGUCAUUUAUUUUUGUGUCUACUAUUUUAAUAAAUAAAGCCUAUAUAAGGUUGUUUUAAUAUAUAAAAAAUGGUAUGCUUGUAUUAUAAUUAAGAGACCAAUUUUCAAAAUAUCAUUUAAUUAAUGGAUUUUGAACAAAAUGACUAGCGGAGAUGUCAUAACGCAAUAUCUCCUGAGAAAGUAGCCCGACAACAUGCGGGGCGAGGGGGACGAGGAACGAUACUAUACCCUAUUCACCGAGCCUUGAGCCAAAAGGUAAACAAACCAUAAAAAGGAUUCUUUAUAAGUCACGAUUGAAGUAGUGAACAUAUUUUAUAAAAAUAACUACGGAAGUAAUACAAUGACAACAUUAGAAAUGAUAUUUUAUAACGAUGUCUGUAGAACUUAUGUAAUCCUUUCAGACUUAUUCGAAAUCAAAUACAAUAAAUGCCUUAAAUAAUUUUCUUAAUUUUAAUUCAAUAUGUUUGAAAUAGUUUACAUGUAAAAGAACCUAAAAGACUUGAUUGUCAAAUAUGGAACGGUACUAAAUUGUAGAGCACAAAUACUGAGAACAUUUUACAUAAAAAUGUGACGUUUUGUCAUCGGUCGGGUUAUACCCGCC